AUGCACAAUUCCAGCAGCUCGACUUCGUCAACCAAGAGUAUCCGCAGGGCAGCGUCCGAAUUGGAACGAGCCGACUCAAUCACGUCUCCGAGAUUUGUGGGAAGGCGCCAGAGUUUAAUAGAAGAUGCAAGGAAGGAGAGGGAGGCUGCAGCUGCUGCCGCCGAAGCUGCUGACGCAAACGAGCAGAUCGUGUUCGAGGAGGACGAUGGAAAGGCACUGCUUAAUCUCUUCUUCACUUUGAGACGCUCAAAGAGUCCCACGUUGUCACGAGCUCUGAAGGUGUUCGAGACGUUUGAAGCAAAGAUCAACCACCUGGAGACUCGUCCGAGCAGGAAGCCCCGCGAUGGGCUCGAGGAUCUGGAGUACUUCGUCCAGUGCGAGGUGCACCUCUCUGACGUCAGCACACUGGUCAGCUCCAUCAAGCGCAUCGCAGAGGAUGUCCGGACCACCAAGGAAGUCAAAUUUCAUUGGUUUCCAAAGAAGAUAACUGAAUUGGACCAUUGCCACCAUCUCGUCACCAAAUUUGAUCCCGAUCUGGACCAGGACCAUCCGGGAUUUACUGAUCCUGUCUACAGACAACGCAGGAAGAUGAUUGGAGACAUUGCAUUCAGAUACAAACAUGGAGAGCACAUACCUCGAGUGGAAUACACAGAGGAGGAGAUUGGGACAUGGCGAGAGGUAUACGGCACCCUGAGAGACUUGUACACCUCUCACGCGUGCAGUGAGCACUUGGAGGCGUUCCGUCUGCUGGAGAAACACUGCGGCUACAGUCCAGACAACAUCCCUCAGCUGGAGGAUGUGUCCCGCUUCCUCAAAGAGCGCACAGGGUUCACGCUGCGUCCCGUCGCUGGUCUCCUCUCGGCGAGGGACUUCCUGGCCAGUCUGGCCUUCCGCGUGUUCCAGUGCACCCAGUACAUCCGCCACGCUUCGGCCCCGAUGCACUCUCCCGAACCGGACUGUGUUCACGAGCUGCUGGGCCAUGUCCCUAUGCUGGCUGACCGGACGUUUGCUCAGUUCUCACAGGCAAUUGGCCUGGCCUCUCUGGGAGCUUGUGAGGAAGACAUAGAGAAGCUAUCGACAAUGUACUGGUUCACGGUGGAGUUUGGGCUCUGUAAACAGGGAGGUACAGUGAAAGCCUAUGGAGCCGGCCUCCUCUCCUCCUAUGGAGAGCUGGUGCACUCCCUGUCUGACGAACCCGAGAGGAGAGAGUUCGACCCAGACGUAGUCGCCGUCCAGCCCUACCAGGACUUCAACUACCAGUCCGUCUACUUUGUGUCAGAGAGCUUCACAGAUGCCAAAGAGAAGCUAAGGCGAUACGUGGCAGGCAUCAAGAGGCCCUUCUCUGUGCGAUUCGACCCCUACACGUAUAGCAUCGAGGUACUGGACAAUCCCCUGAAGAUCCGCGGAGGGCUGGAGUCCCUGAAGGAUGACCUGAAGCUUCUGAGCGAUGCUCUGAACGUACUGGCGUGAUGACCACGUGCAGCCCAGCUGGCUUUUUAAACGGCGACUCGAUGUGUGACGCUGUCAUAGUUCAUCAUGUGCUUCUCUGUACAUAGGCCCAGUGCAAGCUAAUUGCUUUGAAAAAGCCGGGGUGGCAAACGCCUGACACCUCAUGUCGGAAUGUCCUCCAAAGAGCAUUUAAUGGAUCACAUUUGUGACUUCAAAGAAUCUGUGUCAAAUUAGACAUGUUAUUUUUAUUUUAAUAUUGGGUGUGACAUUAACUACCUAAACAAGCACAGCCUGGUCUGUGAUUGCAUCAUACACAACUUAUUUAAGUUAAGACACUGGAGUGAUUACUGGUCAUUACUGUAUGAAAUAUUUCAAGAAGAAAAAGUCUAUUUAAUAUGAGACACACUAUGGAAUACCUAUAAAACAUUGUCACAUUGAGAACGUAUGGAGAUGUGAUGUGUUGUGAAUCACUUAAAAGGGGUCAUGGUGUGUUGACAUGAGCCUCUGCUCUUCUAAGCAGGAAAUGUUGUGUAUAAUGUGCUACUUCAUGUGUUGGCAUUAUCAAAACACUCUGUAUUACAUAUCUGUUUGCCCAUUUGGGCAGGUUAAGUGCUGCUUCUGUAAAGACAAAACCAUCACCAAGAUGAAUUAAACGAUGACCAAAUAAAAACCUGUCCAAUA
Molecule: messenger RNA, 2130 nt
Organism: Sardina pilchardus (European sardine)
Lineage: Eukaryota; Metazoa; Chordata; Actinopteri; Clupeiformes; Clupeidae
Gene: th
Product: tyrosine hydroxylase
Exons: 13
Coding region: 1-1470 (489 amino acids)
Biological process (GO): dopamine biosynthetic process from tyrosine
Cellular component (GO): axon; perikaryon; cytoplasm
Molecular function (GO): iron ion binding; tyrosine 3-monooxygenase activity
Source: RefSeq, a predicted model, not a curated record